UGCAAGAAGCAUACAAAUAAUUAAAGGACCUAGUAAAAUAUAUACGCUAUCAAACCAUUGAACUUUUAUAGUUAGGUAAAAAAAAAACAUGGUUUUUUUAUUAGACCGCAUGAUGAACCUAGCAAAUCAAAUUAAACCUUAAAUAUAUAUGGUGCUGAAUAAAGCUAAACAUUGUACAUGAUUAAGCGUUUUGUUUCUCUCACUAUAUAUGGCUAUCGCUAACCAAUCUUUAUUACAGGCACGAAUCAAUAGUUGUCGAAGAAAUUAGUAGAAGGAUACUUUGUGGAUUGAGUCAUAACUUGUCAAAUGUUUCCAAGAAUUUUGUUGGAAUAGAAUCCCGUGUUGAGGAAAUGAUGACCUUACUUAGUAAAGGAUUGGAUGAUGUUAGAUUUUUAGGAAUUUGUGGGAUGGGUGGAAUUGGCAAGACAACUCUAUCAAAAGCCAUUUAUGAUACAAUUUCUCAUCAAUUUGAAGCUAGUUGCUUUAUGACUGGUAUUAGAGAAGGAACCAAAAGUAAUCAUGGUCUAGUUGAUUUUAAAAAACAACUUACUUUUGAUAUCCUAGCAGAAAGGGAAAUGAAUAUAUGGAAUGACCAUAGGGUAAGCAGAGUGAUAGAGACCAGACUACGUAAUAAAAAGGUUUUGAUUGUUCUUGAUGAUGUGGAUGAAGAAGACCAUCUAGAAGCACUAGCAGGGAGCCAUGGUUGGUUUGGUGAAGGGAGUAGAAUCAUUAUAACAAGCAGAGAUCGCCAUUUGCUUAAUAGAUAUGUGGAUGAUACCUAUGAGGUUGAGGUGCUGAAUGUUGCUGAAGCUUUACAGCUCUUUAGUUGGAAAGCCUUCAAGAAACCCUAUCCCAAAGAAAAUUAUGUGCAAUUGUCUAAGGAUGUUGUAAGCUACGCUCAAGGCCUUCCUUUAGCUCUUGAAGUUUUUGGUUCCUUCUUAUAUGAUAGAAGAAUGGAUUUUUGGAUAAGUGCCAGGAAUAGACUAAAAGAAAAGCCAAAUGAAAAAAUCUUGGAUAAACUUAAAAUAAGUUUUGAUGGAUUGGAGGAUUUGGAGAAAAAAUUGUUUUUAGAUAUUGCAUGUUUCUUCAAUGGAAAACAUAGAGAUAGCAUCAGACAUAUACUAGAGAGUAUUGGUUACUAUCCGGACAACGAUAUCGAUGUUCUUGUGGACAAAUCUCUUUUAACAAUCUCACAGAGAAGAUUAUGGAUGCAUGAUUUGUUACGAAAAAUGGGUCAAAAAAUUGUGGAUGAUGAAUCUAAGGAGCCUGGUGGACGCAGUAGAUUGUGGCAUUGCAAGGAAGUCCUUCACGUAUUGAAAAACAAUACGGGAACUGAUGCGGUCAAAGGCAUUGUCCUAGAAUUACCUUUAAAGGAACAGGAGCAACUAAAUAUUGAAGCCUUCUCAAAGAUGAAAAAAUUGAAAAUUCUUGAGAUUAGAAGCCAUCAUUAUAGAGAAGGCCUUUCUUAUGCUCUUGGCACUCUGGAAUGGUAUGGAGAUCCUUCAAAUUUCAUGUUAAGCAAUGAGUUAGUUGUUAUGAGUAUGUGGAAAUAUCCUUUUGAAUCCUUGCCGAUCAAUUUCCAACCAGACAAUCUUGUUGAGCUCAUUAUGCCUCACAGUUGCAUCAAAAAACUGUGGGAUGGAAGGAAGAGUUUUGACAAAUUGAAACGCAUUAGGUUGAGUUACUCUCAAAACUUGAUCGAGACACCAGACUUAAGCCAAAUCCCAAAUCUUGAGAUACUAGACCUUAAACAUUGUACCAGUUUGUCUAAGGUCCACACAUCCAUUGGAUUUCUAAGACAGCUUAAACGGUUGGAUCUACGAGAUUGCAAAAGUCUUGAGAGACUUGCAGACGAGAUCAUAUUGGAAUCUCUUAAAUAUCUCAACCUUUCUGGUUGUUCAAGACUCAACAAGUUUCCUGAUUUUGUGGAUAAUAUGACAUCUUUGCAAUAUCUUCAUUUGGAUGGGACUGCCAUAAAAGAGUUACCAUUAUCAUUUAAGAGUUUGACGUCUCUUGUAAGUCUCAAUAUAUCACAUUGCUCAAGACUAGAGAAAAUCCCAAAGAAUCUAAUCAAUGGUAUGGAAUGUUUAGAGGAAUUUUGUGUAGCUGGAAGUGGCUCAGAUCUCAUUAGUCUUUUGAUGCCUAGUUCAUUCUCAGCUUUAAGCUCUUUAAUAUGGCUAGAUUUUAGUAAUUGCAAUCUAUUAGAUGGAGCGAUCCCCAAAGAUCUUUGCUGCUUAUCCUCACUUAUUGAAUUAGAUUUGUGUGGAAACAAAUUUACGAAGAUACCAGACAUCUGGCAGCUUUCUAAUCUUGUAACGCUAGAUCUGAGUCACUGCAACAUGUUGGAUGGAGCGAUCCCCAAUGAUCUUAACUACUUAUCCUCACUUGCGGGAACAAAUUUACGGGAAUACCAGAUAGUGUGGCUCAACUUUCUCAUCUUCAGGAACUUUACUUGGAAGAUUGUAGUUGGCUUCAAGUAUUGCCUAAGCUUCCAUUCAGAUUAA
Molecule: messenger RNA, 2504 nt
Organism: Alnus glutinosa
Lineage: Eukaryota; Viridiplantae; Streptophyta; Magnoliopsida; Fagales; Betulaceae
Product: TMV resistance protein N-like
Exons: 4
Coding region: 351-2504 (717 amino acids)
Biological process (GO): defense response
Molecular function (GO): protein binding; ADP binding
Source: RefSeq, a predicted model, not a curated record